AUGCUCCCAAAACGCGCUCUUGUGUCAAACUAUACUAAGUUUCAGCGUAUUAAAGAGUAUGCACUGCUAACAUGCGCGAUUGCUUGUUUAAGGAACAGUGAAAGCGACUUUCAAGUCUAUCUAUCUAUCUCAUCUAUCUAUCUAUCUAUCUAUCUAUCUAUCUAUCUAUCUAUCUAUCUGCCUUUUCGCCUCUCUUUCACAAGACUUGAAAAAAAAUUUCUACAAUCAAAACUGCUGAAGAACGAAUGCCAUCAAUUUUUCCUUCAUUUUUUUUACAAUCGUUGUCAAGCCUCAUUUCCUUAUUGUUUUUUUUUAGUCUCCCUGUCUGUAACUUAUAUUGAUUCUUUCUUUCUUUCUUGCUUUCUUUCUUUUUUCGUUUUCUUUCUUUUUUCUUUUUUUUUUUUUGCGGGAAUUUUCUUUCUUUCUUUCUUUCUUUCUUUCUUUCUUUCUUUCUUCUCUGUUCUUUUGAAUUUAUUCUCCAUUUUCUUUUUAUCUUUACUUUAUAUUUUUCUUUCUUUCUUUUUUCUCUGUUCUUUCUUUUAUUUUUCUUACUAUACACUUUCUUCUUUUCUUUAUCUUUCUUUCUUUAUGUGUCUUUCCUUCCGUCUUUCUUUCUCCGUUCAUUCACUCUUUUCUAUUUCUCUUUAUUUUAUUUUAUUUCUCCGGUCGUCGUCUUUAUUUCUUUCUUCUUUCUUUCUUUCUUUCUUUCUUUCUUUCUUUCUUAUUUAA
Molecule: messenger RNA, 729 nt
Organism: Acanthosepion pharaonis
Lineage: Eukaryota; Metazoa; Mollusca; Cephalopoda; Sepiida; Sepiidae
Source: the annotation of a GenBank genome assembly